CCAAGUCUGAACCAAGAACUUCUAUUUAUCAUCCCAUCUCGCGUCCCUGUUUGUGGAGACAACCUCAAUUGCCACUUCCAUCGCGUCAUCGACCCCGCGAGUCGCCUUUUAAGCCCGUUUCGAACGAUGGAAACCGUUUGAGACGUUGGUCCAAGACAUACAUUACACGACAGCCGCGCUUCGUGAACCCCGGCGUCUGUGAAAACUUAUCGACAGUCAUCAUUUUAGACCCGCCGAUAACCUUUGUCCGUCUCCGUCUGUCUCCAUCUGUCCGCACCUUGUUGGGGUUUUCCCGGGAUCCAUCACCGACAUCUCUGGAUUAACGGCGUGGUCGCGUGACCCACUCCGUCUCUCACUUAACUACGGCCGCCCGCCGUCCUGCCACGCUGUCUUGAUACGAGACACACUUGGAAAGAUGACUGUCCUCGACAUUAACAAGGACUUGGUGAGCUUGUUCGAGCAGCAGGCCGCGGCUACGCCCAAUGCCGUCGCUCUCGAGGAUGAGACGAGAACUCUCACCUAUGCCGAGCUUGACAGCGAGACAUGGGCCCUGGCAGACCGCCUCCGGGACCAUGGCGUUGGCCGCGACGACCUCGUCGGUGUGCUCAUGGGUCGGAGUGCCGACUACGUGAUUGCUUCUCUUGCUGCACUUCGUGCUGGAGGUGCAUUCCUCGUGCUUGAGCUGGCCUAUCCUCCGGGUCUGCUGCGCGAUGUGGUUGACGAUGCAAAGCCCACCGUGGUUAUCACCCAGAUGGCUCAUGCCAGCCAAAUUAAGUCAGACGUCCCUGUCAUCAUCAUUGACAACCCCGACAAAGCUGCCGGGAGGGAACAUGUCCCCGAGCUUGACGCAAGACGUCCAUUGCCUUCCGAGGAUGAUGUUGAGAGGCUUGCGUUUGUCUCAUACUCCUCCGGUACCACUGGCCAGCCCAAGGGAAUCAUGAACCCCCACAGAGCAGCGGUGCGCUCAUACGACCUGAGAUUCGGCGUCAGCGACCUUCAGCCCGGUGACAGGGUGGCUUGCAACGUCUUCUUCGUCUGGGAGAUUCUUCGUCCUCUGUUGCGUGGAGCGACAGUGGUUGCCGUCCCAGACCGGGUCAGCUACGACCCCACGGCUCUUGUUGACCUGCUUGCGUCUAAGCGCAUUACCGACACUCUCAUGACUCCGACACUCCUGGCGACUGUUCUUUCUCGACACCCCAAACUCAGCGACCGCCUGCCGGAGCUGCGCUCACUAUGGCUCAAUGGAGAGGUGGUUACCACAGAUCUCUGCCGCCGCGCCAUCUCCGCGCUCCCCUCCACCACCAGCCUACUCAAUGUCUACAGCGCAAGCGAGACUCACGAGGUUGCCGCUGGCAAGAUCCAAAGCUUCAUUAACUAUGAGGACAGCGUGUGCCCCGUCGGCCAGCCUACCGACCCUGAGCAUACUUACAUUCUGGAUGAGGCUGGCAACAGAGUUGGUCCCGGCGUCAGCGGCGAGCUCUUCGUUGGCGGAGACCUCCUUGCGAGAGGUUAUCUAAACCUCCCAGAGACAACCGAUAAAGCCUUCCAGAUGGACCCUUUUGAGAGGAAAAAGGGCGCCAAAAUGUAUCGCACUGGCGAUCUCGCCCGAAUUCUCCCUUCUGGCCUCUUGGAGAUCACUGGCAGAGUUGGUGGCAUGAUUAAGACUCGUGGCUACACCGUCCAGCCCGGUGCCGUUGAGAGCGCCAUCGUCAAGCACCUGUCCGUCCGCGACUGUGCAGUCAUUGCUCACGGCGAAGGACUCCAGAGGCAGCUCGUUGCCUACUUUGUCCGCGACGAAGGUGAGCACAGAGACCGAACCAUGCCCAUCAUUGAUGAGUAUGGGUACAGCCCGGUGUCCCGGCGUGCCCUUUCUGCGCAUCUUGCGCACUACAUGAUUCCUGCAAUCUGGGUCGAACUGGAUGAGUUGCCUACACAUGGUGUGUCUGGAAAGACGGACCUCAAGGCGUUGCCCUCACCGCCAUCACCCAGGUCACCCAUCGUUGGCAGCCCUAAAAAGGAGCAAAACAUCAAGAUCAAGAUGGAAACCAUUAUCAUGAUGUGGGCGGCUUCUCUCAAAAUGCCAGCAACCGCCAUUACCCCCAAGCAUGACUUUUUUGACCUUGGUGGCCACUCCCUUGCACUCGCAGACCUGGCUAGCCGACUAUCAAAGACCUUUGGCUUCCCUGUUCCACUUGGUCCCCUGGCUGGAACUCCUACCCUGGAGGGACAUGUUGAAGCUGUGAAGGCUGCGCGCGACGGCCACACCGCGGCUGUGCAAGCUGAUUUGCCAGCUGUUCUCCGUGCUGAUAGUGUUCUUCCUGACGAUAUUCAGUCUAACGGCACCCCGAUGCGUCCACUUAAGGACGCCGAGACUGUUCUGUUGACUGGUUCCACUGGAUACUUGGGUGCUUUCCUGCUCAAGACUCUAGUGGAUACUACUUCUGCUCACAUUAUUUGCCUUGUACGCUUCCCCGAACCGGUUGAGGACUGUGCCCCUGCGGGUAUGGCUCGAAUCCGCAAGAAUCUGAUUGAUUUGGGUCUAUGGGAUGACUCAAUCCUCGAGCGUAUGGAGAUCCUCCCCGGUAACCUGGCAAGAAAGCGUCUGGGUCUUUCCCCUGAGAAUUUUGACGACCUGGCGACACGAGUUCAGGUGAUAGUGCAUGCCGCCGCUACUGUCAACUUGGUCUACCCCUACGCUGCUCUUCGAAAUGCCAAUGUGGGAGGCACGAGAGAAAUCUUGCGCCUGGCCUCCCGCAGCGGUGCCACUGUUCACCAUGUGUCCACCAAUGGUGUCCUCCCGCCCUCAACUGAGGGUUGGUCUGAGGAUGUGGUUAUCGACGUUGAUAGGGUCCCGACAGAUCUCCUAGAUGGAUAUGGACAGACCAAGUGGGUUGCCGAGAAGCUGGUCUACGAGGCCGGUAGUCGCGGAAUUCCUGUUCGAGUGUACCGUCCAGGUACUAUCACUGGCCACAGCGUCUCUGGAUCGACCAACACCUACGAUCUAAUGAACGCGUUGGUCGUUGAGUCCUUGCAGCUUGGCUAUGCCCCCGAUGUUGAAGGAUGGUUCUUGGAGAUGGCCCCCGUGGAUUUCGUUAGUGACGCCAUUGUUACUCUUGCCAACCACACAGAUGACACCGAGCAACCUCUGUAUCACCUUGGCGACCCUGCCCCCAUUUCUUCCAAGGACUUGUUUGCGUCUCUCGCUGAACUUGGGUACGCGACCCAACCUCUUCCGUGGGACGAAUGGGUUGCACUCUGGAACGAGAAGCGCGGCGGCAAGAAGGGCGGUGAUUGCCCCUUCACUGUGGACAUCCUCCGUGGUGGUAUGCCUAGUGUGGAGGUCCUAAAGUCUGUCAUUGUGCUUAAGGAUGGCAAGACUCAGCCGACUUUGGAUAAAUAUGGCAUCAGCCGCCGAAAGAUCGACGGCGGGCUCCUCGAAAUCUACACUCGACACUUCUACGCGCGAGGUUGGAUUUCCAAGCCCCCUCGUCGAAACCAGGUCAACGGCGUUGUGCCCAAGGUUCGCAAGGGCAAGUUGGCUGGCAAGGUUGCUGUUAUCACAGGUGCCUCGUCUGGCAUCGGUGCUGCCGUAGCUGCUGGGUUGGCCAAGGAGGGUGCCCACGUUGCGAUCGCAGCUCGACGUACCGACGCCCUCGAAGCCAUCAAGAAGAAGAUCGCUGUGCAUGGAGGCAAGGUCCUGAUCCACAAGACAGACGUGACCAGCAAGGCGCAAGUGGAGUCGCUCAUGAAGACGGCCAGCGAGGAACUCGGCCCCGUUGACAUCCUUGUUAGCUGCGCCGGAGUAAUGUACUUUACUAUGAUGGCCAACAACCAUACCGACGACUGGGAGCGAACCGUUGAUGUCAACUGCAAGGGUCUGCUCCACUGCAUUUCCUCCACGGUCCCGGGCAUGCUGGCCCGAGGCGCUGGCCACAUUGUUGCCAUCUCCUCUGAUGCAGGACGCAAGGUAUUCCCUGGUCUUGGAGUCUAUUCUGCUAGCAAGUUCUUCGUCGAGGCGACGCUGCAGAGCUUGCGACUUGAGACGGCGGGCUCAGGACUUCGCGUCACAUCGAUCCAGCCAGGCAAUGUCGCUACCGACCUUUUGGGCCUGUCGACCGACGCCGAGGCCCUGAAGAAGUUUGGCGAGCCCUCGGGCGCCAAGGUGCUGGAGCCAGAGGAAGUGGCCUCGUCUAUUGUCUACGCCGUGUGCCAACCUGGUCAUGUUGCUGUCAACGAGGUGCUCAUCGAGCCCCGUGACGAGCCCAUCUAAUAAGGGUGACCAACUGCGAGAAUUCAACAAAUCGAGUGAUGUGCUCUCUCGACAACGAUUUGCAUGAUUUACGCGUUAUUUAGGAUUCAUGUAGAUUGUUUCACCUCGACCGGCCUCUCUUGGCCUUGGCAUUUUGUUUCUUGGUACGAUCAAAUCACGAUGAUGUAGCGACUCAACGGCGUUGAAGAAAGAUCGCGGGGCCUGGGCUUGCGCGUUUCAACACGCCAGAAGCAGAUAUACCCCUUUCAGAGGUUCCUUCAAGGAGCCCCGGAGAUUGUUUGAAUAAAGUAUUGUUUCGAUUUGUUG
Messenger RNA from Ilyonectria robusta, 4576 nucleotides. RefSeq lists its product as uncharacterized. The transcript has a single exon. The record is from RefSeq and is a predicted model, not a curated record. Bases 416 to 4270 code for a protein of 1284 amino acids. NCBI's taxonomy places the organism in Eukaryota, Fungi, Ascomycota, Sordariomycetes, Hypocreales, Nectriaceae.